AUGAAAUUAAAGAAACUCUAUUUAUUUGGAAAUCCAUGGCACUGUGACUGCUCGCUCAGGUGGCUUCGUCAGUGGGCGCAGGAACACAAUGACACUCAAUUCCACGUUGAUCUGAGGCACACAGAGGUGGCUCAUUUGAUCGAUGUCGGACGAAUCGACGGGAAUCCGGAAGUUCUCAGCAUGGAAACUACGGACCAACCCAGGUGUGAAACGCCAGCCCACCUCUCUGGCAGGUCUUUUUUCCCCAUAUCUGGACUGCCCAAUAAUCCUAUCACCUCCUUCGAAAUGGCAUGCCCCCCUAAGCCUCUGUCUAAGAAUUCAAACAUCCGAGCCAAAUUCGGCGAAAAUGUGACGGUGUCCUGUGUUUUUGAGGCUUCUUCAGUUGACGAAAUCUUUUGGUACAAGAACGGUUACCCUCUUUCAUCCUCACAUAAUGUACGAGCUCGACAAGCUCAGGGAAAUAAGUUUGUUGUGGACCUUGUCUUUCAGAAACUUCAGCAAUCUGAUGUUGGGACUUACGUGUGUCUGAUAAAGAAUGGGUUCGGGAAGGCCAACGCGACCGUAACCUUGACUCUGUCUGACGUCUCAUGGUUGGAUGGCCUGCAGAGCGAUUCCAGUGCUUCAGUGAGCGGCUGGAUUUCUAAAUUCGAUACAAAUCAGAUCCUCAAAUAUACAGCUAUUGUAGCUAUUGGAUUAGUCACUCUUCUCGUGGUCGUAGGCACGCUGAGUUACUGUCUUUUUGGUCGACUUUGCAGGCGCUUGAAGCCUAUGCGGACGCCGAGAGCCGCGGCCAAAGCACGUGGAAAGUACUCAUUUACUGAUUCUCCCAUAAACAGGAUUCAGAAAACGGACAGGCGGGAAAGCUAUUCGAGUGUUCCCAAACUCGGUACAGAAAAUGGAAGCAUUCAAAGCAAGGACGGGAAACAUCAGCCCUGCAUUUUGCGUUUUCAAGAUAGUCAUCCUGUUUAUACUACGGCCACCUCUGGAACAAAGGAAGUUGAUAUUUUGAACUGUCCUAUUCAUGGUCAUUCUGGAUCCUCUCCUGCAAAUGCCACGGCACCCGAAUCGACUCUCACGGAGACAUUCGAUGAUCCUUACACCCAGUUCGAGACUCUUGAAAUCAGCGCCUACACGGAUCGCUCUUCAGCUCAGCAGAAGCCACAGGACAAAAGAGACUUCAACCUUCAGUGUUCUGAUUACGGUGUUAAGUUCCUGACUCUAAAAGAAUCCACUCACAAUAGCCAACUACUGGGUCAUACGUUUCAUCCCCUCGAGCCCCUAAAACCCCCCGCUCAGCCCCCACCACCUCCGCUCAUGCUUAUUGAGGGUAUUUCUAGUCGUUUGGAGACUCCUGGCGCGACAUGUGCAGUGGUUCCACCCUUAGAGUACUUGCCUUGUCCCAGGCACGGCAACCUCAUUGCUGCUCUCAGCCCUCCAGUGGCUCAUGCAACCGUUGCUCCUCUAGAAACCGUUCCCCCGGCAACACGGAGCCGCGAGUCCACCCUUGGCACUACGGUCCGCAGCGUACAGACCAUUAGGCUAUCUACACCUCUUGAGACUGCAGGCCACAUAGUGGCUGACGGCCCCCGGACUGGCUCUUUGAAAUCUUGUCACAAGUCAACAACAUCUACUGGUACGUCAACAGCAAAGAGGGUUGAAUUUGCAGAACCGGAUCAGCCGGGUUUCAUCACCACAGUGUGA
Molecule: messenger RNA, 1701 nt
Organism: Spirometra erinaceieuropaei
Lineage: Eukaryota; Metazoa; Platyhelminthes; Cestoda; Diphyllobothriidea; Diphyllobothriidae
Source: the annotation of a GenBank genome assembly